UUUGAUCCCGAGUGGGUGUAUUAAUAGGCGGUAGCGGGCGGGUGUGAGGACAGGGUGGUGAGAGGUGUCGGAGCAAAUGGCUUUCCACAAGACGCCAGAGCCGUACUACCGGUUCCCGGAGCGGACCGGCGGCGAGCAGCUGAGCUGCCAGCACUGUCAGCAGCCGCUGCACGGACAGCGCUUCGUGGAGAGGGACGGGCGCCCGUGCUGCACCCGCUGCUACGAGAAAAUUGUCGCCAACUCCUGCGCCGAUUGCAAGAAGCCGAUUGGCUGCGAUUCCAAGGAGCUGCACCACGAGGGCAAGUACUGGCAUGAGGGAUGUUUCCGCUGCUAUCACUGCAGCCGCUCGCUGGCCAACGACUCCUUCAGCAUCAAGAACGAGAGGAUCAUCUGCUCCAAGUGUAUGCCACGCACCGAUGCGUCCACCUGCCAUGGCUGCAAGCGGGCCAUCAAGCCAGGGACUAAGAGCUUUGAGUACAGUGGCUCUCACUGGCAUGAGCGCUGCUUCACCUGCCACCGCUGCCUGAAGGAGAUCGGCUCGGAGAGCUUCGUCCCUCGCGGAGACGACAUCUACUGCGUGUCCUGCAACCAGAAGAAGUUCUCGCAGCAUUGCACCCACUGCAAGAAGCCCAUCACCAGUGGAGGGGUGAGUUACAAGGAGGAGCCCUGGCACGCCGAGUGCUUCAUCUGCAAGACGUGCCGGAAGCCGCUGGGUGGGCAGCAGUUCUCGGGCCACGAGAACGCGCUCUACUGCGUCGAGUGCUACGGCACCUUCAUUGCCAAGAAAUGCGGAGCCUGCCGCAUGCCCGUUACCGGGUUUGGGGGAGCUGAGGUCGUGACCUAUGAGGAACGGCAGUGGCACAAAGACUGCUUCAAGUGCAGGAAGUGCUACGGCUCGCUGGCCAACAAGCGCUUUGUCACCCACAACAGGGACGUGUACUGUAGUGACUGCGGUAAAAACAUGUAGGCGAACAACACCCGAACACAAACACCGAGCACUCACUCGCUGCUCAAAGCCAGUUACUUAAACAGCAGCUAACUAUGUAAUUAACCACAUGCUUCAAUGGCAAUGAAAUAGCAACUAAUAGGAAAAGCUGACACCACGUUAGAUACACGUUGUGGUUUCUGCAAUGUAUUAUCCACAGAUAGGGCGAGAAAGGUGUGAAAGAAUGACAUGGAAUGUUCUUUAAAAUAUCUGCAAUAUUUAAUCGUGUAACAUUAUAGACGAGUUUAUGACAACAUUAAAUGCUGGGAUGAUUUUUGUGGAAGUGCAUGCUUUACUGACGUUUGUGGUGUUUUCAGACGCAAAUACAAAUGGCUACAUCAGGAAAUAUUCAUCUCCUUUGACAGGCCGCCAGUGUUAGAGAGAUACCCUCCAGUGUUAGAGAGUUACUCACCAGUGUUAGAGAGUUACAUACCAGUGUGAGAGAGUUAUCCGCCAGUGUUAGAGAGUUACCCGCCAGUGUUGGAGAUACCCGCCAGUGUUGGAGUUACCCGCCAGUGUUGGAGAUACCCGCCAGUGUAUGAGAGUUACCCGCCAGUGUGAGAGAGUUACCUGCCAGUGCAUGAGAGUUACCCGCCAGUGCAUGAGAGUUACCCGCCAGUGUGAGAGAGUUACCCGCCAGUGUGAGAGAGUUACCCGCCAGUGUGAGAGAGUUACCCGCCAGUGUGAGAGAGUUACCCGCCUGUGUUAGAGAGUUACCCGCCAGUGUUGGAGUUACCCGCCAGUGCAUGAGUUACCCGCCAGUGCAUGAGAGUUACCCGCCUGUGUUAGAGAGUUACCCGCCAGUGUUGGAGUUACCCGCCAGUGUUGGAGUUACCCGCCAGUUUAUGAGAGUUACCCGCCAGUGUUGGAGUUACCCGCCAGUGUUGGAGUUACCCGCCAGUGUUGGAGUUACCCGCCAGUUUAUGAGAGUUACCCGCCAGUGUUGGAGAGUUACCCGCCAGUGUUGGAGUUACCCGCCAGUGUUGGAGUUACCCGCCAGUGUUGGAGUUACCCGCCAGUGUUGGAGUGCAGAGUGGGAGUUUCCGCUAUAAAGGAUUGAACAUUUAAACACCAAUAUUCAGCGUAUUAUAAUUUCACAACAGUUUUAUCUUAUAUUAAAUUGUGUGCUAUCAUGUGGCGUUUCUAAACUAAUAUUUGAGGCUACAUCCGAGUUGAAAUACCACUUAUCGGGAAAUAACACAAAACCUAUGUUAAUUAUGUGUGUGGACCGUGACUUGUCAGCAUGUGGGGUCAGAGUCCAAUGUACGGAAUUAUCUAGAGCAUAAAAAUAUUACCUUUUAAUAAAGUUUAAUCUGCAAGUGGC
This is a messenger RNA of Amblyraja radiata (thorny skate), 2309 nucleotides long. RefSeq names its product four and a half LIM domains 1a (gene fhl1a). Bases 77 to 967 code for a protein of 296 amino acids. The transcript has 6 exons. Lineage: Eukaryota; Metazoa; Chordata; Chondrichthyes; Rajiformes; Rajidae. Gene Ontology annotation, biological process: muscle organ development. Gene Ontology annotation, molecular function: transmembrane transporter binding. The record is from RefSeq and is a predicted model, not a curated record.